CUUGACUUGCCACCUGGUAGUUGUCUCUCUUGACCCUUUAUUACCCUCAUCUCACAUCCCGGCCUCCAUCUUUCGCUCUUUUGUUCGCUAUUUAAUAUCUAUUAAAGAAUUCUACCAUGCCAGCUUUUAAAUUAUCGUUGUCGAUCGUUACAUUUCUUAUCUUCUUUUCUUCUUAUCAUUCGCAUAAGAUUAAUCGUCUUCAAGCUCGAGCUUUUGCUACCCACACCCCCCAGAUUGUUUCGUCCACUACCAAAUCAGGAGAGGCUUUCGGCAAAGGACAAGACCUUGCGCGUCUUGGGAGUUCAACUUCAGGCAUCGACCCCCACAUCUCCGGAGGCAUUGGGCCGCAUGCGGAACCCAUCGGUCAAAAUGUUCCAUUGGCCACUCCAAACAACAUAAAUCCAUUGGAUAAUGCGCACAAUAUACCAUCACAACCUGAAAAAGGGCCAACUUUCCAGAGGCCCAAUGAGCCCUUGAAGUUUGAACACCCAAACCCUUCAGCAGCAGAUGCCCCCAUAACAGCCCAACCUUCAAAGUCUGUUGGCUUUUUUCAAAAACUGAAAGCAAUGGUCCAAAAAAUUGUAAAUUUUUGGAAAGACGUAAAGUUUCUGCGUAGGAAUGUCUUUAAGAAGCCUCUUCCUGAUUCAGAAAUAGUAAGAUUUGAGAAUUCAAGGAAUAUGAUUGGGAAGUAUCUUGCUUUGGGUGAACACAAUCUUGAGGCAGCCCCAGGAAAACCUCUCAAUAUCAAGACCUUGGCCAAGACUCUUGAUGAGCAAUUUCCCUUGUUGCUCAGUGACAAAGAAAGAGGCCAAACAGAAAUUUUCUAUGAACACUACCUUAAAUACCUCAAGCAAUAUCAGCUUAUUGUAGAUGAGAGCAAUGUUCCUAGGAAAAGUUGGAUGUCCGAGUUACAAACCACAAAACUUGCUGAUCAUGACCACAUCAUGGCUGAGGUAUCAAAUUCCUUGAAAGAACUGCAACAACCAACCGUUAGGGAGCAUUUCGACGCCGAAUUGGAUCAAAUUGUCAAUAGUAUCUUUGUUGUCAGAGGAGGGAAGGAACAAAAGCUAGCUAUCAAAAAUCAUUUCUUGCAAUUCUUUGAAAGGAGUGAUUCUGAAAGCCUCAUCAACCUAGAUCAACUAGUUAGUGCUCGAGAAGUUCAAUUGAAGAAAAAACUCCCUACAGACCCAAGAGUCUUGGACUUGGAACACAUAUUUCAAAAUCUACCUCCAGAUCAGGACCUGAAGGAAGUGGUAUUCCGUUAUUCCAUGAUUAAAGGAUUUGAAUACCUUUUGCAGGAUAAACGUCUAGGAUUCAGCAGGAAACUUCAUAAUCAAGCCCAUACUGGAAUUACCAAUGUUCUAAAAACUUCUUCACAUCAAAAUCCUGAAGAUGUAUCUAUUUUUAGAAUUGCUGCAAGGGAAGAUGAAGAAUGGCUUGAAAAUGCAUUUAUGAAAUUCUAUGCAACUACUGUGGGCCCAAGGGAAGUCUUUGAAAGGUUGAAGGGAUUACCACAAGAUCAAGAGAUAAUAAGUUAUGCCAUGAAAAAACAUAUGGACUCACUCAAAUUUCUUAAAAACCAUCAAUUGGAGGUCCUUCGCCAGGCACCUAGUCGUAAAUACUUCAUGGACCAACUGAAGGAAGCAAACAAAAGUUCUCAUCAAACUUGGGGACACCAGAAGAUUUCUCAAAACGCUUGA
Molecule: messenger RNA, 1700 nt
Organism: Puccinia graminis f. sp. tritici CRL 75-36-700-3
Lineage: Eukaryota; Fungi; Basidiomycota; Pucciniomycetes; Pucciniales; Pucciniaceae
Exons: 5
Coding region: 117-1700 (527 amino acids)
Source: RefSeq, a predicted model, not a curated record